Capronia coronata CBS 617.96 is the source of this 480-nucleotide messenger RNA. RefSeq names its product thioredoxin 1. Gene Ontology annotation, molecular function: protein-disulfide reductase activity. The record is from RefSeq and is a predicted model, not a curated record. Lineage: Eukaryota; Fungi; Ascomycota; Eurotiomycetes; Chaetothyriales; Herpotrichiellaceae. Bases 1 to 480 code for a protein of 159 amino acids. The transcript has a single exon.
AUGGGCGUCCACAAUCUUGCAGAGUACGUAGCCUACCACCAAGCCAAGCUGCGUCAAGAACAGCAACAGCAACAGCAACAGCAAGCCCGCAAUUCCUCCACUUCCACUUCCACUACUACUACUUCCCAUCCUGCACAUGCAAAGAAAUACGGUGUUAACCCAAUCCACAGCAAAUCGUCCUUUGACACCUCCGUCCUCUCCGCGCCCGCGGGCCGCCUGGUCGUGCUCGACUGCUUCGCCACCUGGUGCGGGCCUUGCAAGGUGAUUGCCCCCGAGCUGGUCAAGUUCAGCGAAUCCGAAGAAUUCAAGGACAAGGUCGACUUCUACAAGAUCGACGUCGACGAGGUUCCCGACGUCGCGCAGGAACUCGGUGUCCGCGCCAUGCCGACUUUCAUGCUUUUCAAGAACGGCGAGAAGGUCGCCGAGGUGGUCGGCGCCAACAAGAAGGCUUUGGAGCAGGCCAUCAGAGCUAAUGCCUAA